GUUGUGACUGAAACCCGUCAAUAUGGCGGCGAUCGGCCGCGGCCGCUCUCUGAAGAACCUCCGAAUACGAGGGAGGAAUGACAGCGGCGAGGAGAACGUCCCGCUGGACCUGACCCGAGAACCUUCUGAUAACUUAAGGGAGAUUCUCCAAAAUGUGGCCAAAUUACAAGGAGUUUCAAAUAUGAGAAAGUUAGGUCAUCUGAAUAACUUUACUAAGCUUCUUUGUGAUAUUGGCCAUAGUGAAGAAAAACUGGGUUUUAACUAUGAAGAUAUCAUUAUUUGUUUGCGGUUAGCCUUAUUAAAUGAAGCAAAAGAAGUGAGAGCAGCAGGGUUACGAGCACUUCGGUAUCUCAUCCAAGACUCCAGUAUUCUGCAGAAGGUGCUAAAAUUGAAAGUGGACUAUUUAAUAGCUAGGUGCAUUGACAUACAGCAAAGCAACGAGGUAGAGAGGACACAGGCACUUCGAUUAGUCAGAAAGAUGAUUACUGUGAAUGCUUCCUUAUUUCCCAGUUCUGUGGCCAACUCAUUAAUUGCAGUUGGAAAUGAUGGACUUCAAGAAAGAGACAGAAUGGUUCGAGCAUGUAUUGCUAUUAUCUGUGAACUAGCACUUCAGAAUCCAGAAGUUGUGGCCCUUCGAGGUGGACUAAACACCAUCCUGAAAAAUGUGAUUGACUGCCAAUUAAGUCGAAUAAACGAAGCCCUCAUUACCACAAUUUUGCACCUCCUUAAUCAUCCAAAAACCCGACAGUAUGUUCGUGUUGAUGUAGAGCUAGAGCGAAUUUUAGCACCCUAUACCGAUUUUCACUACAGACAUAGUCCAGAUACGGCCGAAGGACAGCUCAAAGAAGAUAGGGAAGCACGGUUUCUAGCCAGUAAAAUGGGUAUCAUAGCAACAUUCCGGUCAUGGGCAGGUAUUAUUAAUUUAUGCAAACCUGGAAACUCUGGGAUCCAAUCUCUAAUUGGGGUACUUUGUAUACCAAAUAUGGAAAUAAGGCGAGGUCUGCUUGAAGUUCUUUAUGACAUAUUUCGUCUUCCUCUACCUGUUGUAACAGAGGAGUUCAUAGAGGCAUUGCUCAGUGUAGAUCCAGGAAGAUUCCAAGACAGUUGGAGGCUUUCAGAUGGCUUUGUAGCAGCUGAGGCAAAAACUAUUCUCCCUCAUCGUGCCAGAUCCAGACCAGACCUCAUGGAUAAUUAUUUGGCACUGAUACUUUCUGCAUUUAUCCGCAAUGGACUUUUAGAGGGUUUGGUUGAAGUGAUAACGAACAGUGAUGACCAAAUCUCAGUUAGAGCUACCAUACUUUUAGGAGAGCUUCUACAUAUGGCAAACACAAUUCUUCCUCAUUCACAUAGCCAUCAUUUGCAUUGCUUGCCAACCCUAAUGAAUAUGGCUGCAUCCUUUGAUAUCCCUAAGGAAAAGAGACUAAGAGCCAGUGCAGCACUAAACUGUUUGAAACGCUUCCAUGAAAUGAAAAAACGAGGACCCAAGCCUUAUAGCCUUCAUUUAGAUCACAUUAUUCAGAAAGCAAUGGCAACACACCAGAAACGAGAUCACUAUCUUCGAGUCCAGAAAGAUAUAUUUGUUCUUAAGGAUACAGAAGAAGCCCUUCUAAUGAACCUUCGGGAUAGCCAAGUCCUGCAGCACAAAGAGAAUCUUGAGUGGAAUUGGAAUCUUAUAGGGACCAUUCUUAAGUGGCCAAAUAUAAAUCUAAGAAACUAUAAAGAUGAACAAUUACACAGGUUUGUACGAAGGCUUCUUUAUUUUUACAAACCUAGCAGUAAAUUAUAUGCCAAUCUGGAUCUCGAUUUUGCCAAGUCCAAGCAGCUCACAGUUGUUGGUUGCCAGUUUACAGAAUUUCUUCUUGAGUCUGAAGAGGACGGGCAAGGGUACUUAGAAGAUCUAGUGAAAGAUAUUGUUCAGUGGCUCAAUGCCUCAUCUGGAAUGAAACCUGAAAGGAGUCUUCAAAAUAAUGGUUUAUUGACCACCCUCAGUCAACACUACUUUUUAUUUAUUGGAACACUUUCUUGCCACCCUCAUGGAGUCAAAAUGCUGGAAAAAUGCAGUGUAUUUCAGUGUCUUCUUAAUCUUUGCUCCUUGAAAAACCAAGACCAUUUACUAAAACUGACUGUUUCAAGUUUAGACUAUAGCAGAGAUGGAUUAGCUAGAGUCAUACUUUCGAAAAUCCUGACAGCAGCUACUGAUGCUUGUAGGCUGUAUGCAACAAAACAUUUAAGAGUAUUAUUGAGAGCUAAUGUUGAGUUCUUCAAUAAUUGGGGAAUUGAGUUACUCGUGACUCAGCUACAUGAUAAGAACAAAACAAUUUCCUCUGAAGCUUUGGAUAUCCUUGAUGAAGCUUGUGAAGACAAGGCCAAUCUUCAUGCUCUUAUUCAGAUGAAGCCAGCUUUGUCCCACCUUGGAGAUAAGGGUUUACUUCUCCUCUUGAGAUUUCUCUCCAUUCCAAAAGGGUUUUCCUACCUGAAUGAAAGGGGUUAUGUAGCAAAACAACUGGAAAAGUGGCACAAGGAAUAUAAUUCCAAAUAUGUUGACUUAAUUGAGGAACAACUUAAUGAAGCACUUACUACUUAUCGGAAGCCUAUUGAUGGUGAUAACUAUGUCCGUCGCAGUAACCAAAGAUUACAGCGUCCUCAUGUUUACCUUCCUGUACAUCUUUAUGGACAACUGGUACACCACAAAACUGGCUGCCAUUUAUUGGAAGUACAGAAUAUUGUUACAGAACUCUGUUACAACGUCCGUACACCAGAUUUGGAUAAAUGGGAAGAAAUUAAAAAACUGAAAGCUUCUCUUUGGGCCUUGGGAAACAUUGGUUCAUCAAAUUGGGGUCUCAAUUUGCUACAGGAAGAAAAUGUGAUUCCAGAUAUACUAAAACUUGCAAAACAAUGUGAAGUUCUUUCCAUCAGAGGGACCUGUGUAUAUGUACUUGGACUCAUAGCUAAAACCAAACAAGGUUGUGAUAUUUUAAAAUGUCACAACUGGGAUGCUGUGAGACAUAGUCGCAAACAUCUGUGGCCAGUGGUUCCAGAUGAUGUGGACCAACUCUGUAAUGAACUCUCAUCCAUCCCCAGCACUCUGAGUUUGAACUCAGAGUCAACCAGCUCUAGACAUAAUAGUGAAAGUGAAUCGGCACCAUCAAGUAUGUUCAUAAUGGAAGAUGACCGAUUCGGCAGCAGCUCUACUAGUACAUUUUUCCUUGACAUCAAUGAAGAUGCAGAGCCAGCAUUUUUUGACAGACCUGGACCCCUAAAGGAUAAAAAUUCAUUUCCUUUCUUCGCUUCUAGUAAGCUUGUGAAGAAUCGGAUCUUAAAUUCACUUACUUUGCCUAAUAAAAAACAUCGUAGUAGCAGUGAUCCAAAAGGAGGAAAACUGUCAUCUGAAAAUAAGACAAGCAACAGGCGGAUUAGAACACUUACAGAGCCCAGUGUUGACUUCAAUCACAGUGAUGAUUUCACACCUAUCUCCACAGUACAGAAAACAUUGCAAUUAGAAACUUCAUUUGUUGGAAAUAAGCACACUGAAGACACUGGUAGUACUCCAAGCAUUGGAGAGAAUGACUUAAAAUUCACCAAGAGUUUUGGUGCAGAGAAUCACAGAGAAAACACAAGCCGAGAAAGGUUAGUUGUAGAAAGUUCAACAAGCUCACACAUGAAGAUACGUAGCCAAAGUUUUAAUACAGAUACUACAACAAGUGGCAUAAGUUCAAUGAGUUCAAGUCCUUCUCGAGAGACAGUAGGUGUAGAUGGAACAACUAUGGAUACAGACUGUGGAAGUAUGAGUACUGUGGUAAGUACUAAAACUGUUAAGACAAGCCACUACUUGACACCACAGUCUAACCAUCUGUCUCUCUCCAAAUCAAACUCAGUGUCCCUGGUGCCUCCAGGUUCUUCACAUACACUUCCUAGAAGAGCACAGUCCCUUAAAGCACCCUCUAUUGCAACGAUUAAAAGUCUAGCUGAUUGUAACUUUAGUUAUACAAGUUCUAGAGAUGCCUUUGGCUAUGCUACGUUGAAAAGAUUACAGCAGCAGAGAAUGCACCCAUCUUUAUCUCACUCUGAAGCUUUGGCAUCUCCAGCAAAAGAUGUGCUGUUUACUGAUACUAUCACCAUGAAGGCCAACAGUUUUGAGUCCAGAUUAACACCAAACAGGAUCGAUUUUAAAAAGAAGCAUGUCGGGGGAAUCAGGAGCUUAAGACCUACAAUAACAAACAACCUUUUCAGGUUUAUGAAAGCUUUAAGUUAUGCAUCGUUAGAUAAAGAAGAUUUAUUAAGUCCCAUUAAUCAAAGUACCCUCCAGCGAUCCUCCUCGGUUAGGUCCAUGGUGUCCAGUGCUACAUAUGGUGGCUCAGAUGACUACAUCGGUCUUGCCCUUCCAGUAGAUAUCAAUGAUAUAUUUCAGGUAAAGGAUAUUCCUUAUUUUCAAACAAAAAACAUACCUCCACAUGAUGAUCGAGGUGCAAGAGUGUUUGCCCAUGAUUCAGGAGGUCUCCCAUCUGGAACUGGAGGUCUUGUAAAAAACUCUUUUCACUUGCUACGACAGCAGAUGAGUCUUACGGAAAUAAUGAAUUCAAUCCAUUCAGAUGCUUCUCUGUUUUUAGACAGUACAGAAGAUACUGGGCUACAGGAACAUACAGAUGAUAACUGUCUCUAUUGUGUCUGUAUUGAAAUUCUGGGUUUCCAGCCCAGUAACCAACUAAGUGCAAUAUGUAGUCAUUCAGAUCUUCAAGAUAUUCCAUAUUCUGAUUGGUGUGAACAACCUCUCCACAAUCCCUUAGAAGUAGUUCCGUCUAAGUUUUCGGGGAUUUCUGGAUGCAGUGAUGGAGUGUCUCAAGAAGGCUCGGCAAGCAGCACUAAGAGCACAGAAUUGUUACUAGGUGUUAAAACAAUUCCAGAUGAUACACCAAUGUGCCGUAUACUCCUUCGCAAAGAAGUUCUAAGAUUAGUUGUCAAUCUGAGUAGUUCAGUUUCCACCAAGUGUCAUGAAACUGGGCUUCUAACAAUUAAGGAGAAGUACCCCCAAACGUUUGAUGACAUAUGCCUUUAUUCUGAAGUUUCCCACUUGCUGUCACACUGCACAUUUAGACUUCAGUGUCGGAGGUUCAUACAAGAAUUAUUUCAAGAUGUACAGUUUUUACAAAUGCAUGAAGAAGCAGAGGCUGUGUUGGCAAUACCACCAAAGCAACCUAUAAUUGAUACAUCUGCUGAAUCCUGACCUCUUAUUUAUGAUGAAUAUAGAUACAUGCUAUAUAUAUUCAUAUUUGUGGAUACCCUAAAAGCCUCAGAAAGGACUGGCUGCGCAGCGAAGACCAAAGUCUCUUCUGCGCACCGUUCCAGCAAGUACUGCUACCUGAACAGUUGGAACUGCUGACUUCCUAACCAAAUCAACUUCUUUCUCUCCCCUAUUGAGCCCUUUGAAGGGUUCCUGAUUCUUACCAAGUUUAAGAAUUUCAGUACCAUCAUAUACAAGAGCAAAGCACUGAAUACCUAUGUAGGUUUUCUAUUUUUUCAUUUUUAAAGGCCUAAUGACAGUGGAUCAAUAAUAGGAAAUAUAAAAGCACCAUCACACAGUUAUUACUGAAUUCUUUUUUUUUUCUUUUUGGGGUAAAUAUAAAGAUGCCUUGUUUGUUAACUGAUUUGUGGAAGCCAGGAGUCAGUAUCUGUGAGGCACGGGACGGGGUAUGUUGUAACUGCUGGUGUUAGAGAGUGAACCUCGGCCCUUCCACCUUUUCUUAAGGUUUGUAACACUACUUCAGAGGUUUAUAACCUCAAAGUGAAAGAAGAGCCUCAGCAAUCUAGGACUCUUUAAGUUAUUUUUUUAUGUUAUUAGACUGCAUAAAAAUUCUAAGUUGUUUUCCAUCUUUCCAGUUAUGUUUCAAUGUAUUAUUAUAGGCUGUUUAAGCCAAGUAAGGUUUUUCACUACAGUUUGUUAUUAAAAUUUACAAAACAUUUUGUAGUUUAAUUGAAAAUAUUUCCCACUUGAAAAAAUACAUACAUUUCUGGUAGACUUCCAUUUUCGUCUACUUCCCAUAUCAUCAUUUUAAGUAGGGACUUGAAUAAGCACUGUUAGUUUAGCCUAGAGCAACGGAACGCAUUAAAGAAUACUUGGAAUCUGGAGCAAGAGCUGUGUGUGCCUGCAAUUUACACAUUCCAUGGGAAAAGAAGAGCCAUAUAUCCUUAAAAUCAUUAUUGAAACUCAUUAAUCAAAUUGUAGUGAAAAGCCUUAAUUACUAAAUUUUAAAGCUUCAGUAAUUUAAUUUUUAUCAGUGUUCAUAUUUUGCACAAACUAAAUAAAGGUAGUGAUAGGUGAGUUUAAGAAUACACUUACUGCCUUUAUCACAUUUGUGAAGUUCUUAAGUUAUGGGGGGCAAGGUUUUGUUUGUCUGACUUGUGUACGUAUAAAGAUAUUUGGAAACCUUUACAAGAGUCAAACAUAUAUGCAAAUUUGUAUAUAAAGAUAGCAUGACCACCAUCCUUAUAUUGCUUGUAAGUGAAAGGAUUGUCUUUUUUUGAAAUCUGCAUAUAAAUAGAAAAAAUCCAGCUGGACUGAUUAGGACCCUUUUUUAAUUCAUUUCUGUAGAACAUUUUUAUAAUUACACAUCAGCUUUGACACAGUCAUAGAACAUUGAUUACUAUUUUCCUAUGUUGCAGAUCCUUUUUGUAAUGGUCUUGUUCUUUUGAGAUCUCUGUAAAGGACCCUGUGAACUAGAAAACGUAACUCACAGAGAUGCUUGUUUUCAUUUUUAAUUCCUAGCACUGAAAGCUCCCGUUGGGAUGAAGCAUUUCAUCUCGCUUCCUAACACCUUGUGGACUGCACUUCAGUUGUUCUCGUGUGCACUGUGUAGCAAUUUACAUUAAAACAAGGCAGAUAAGGGCUCUAAGCUGCUGCUUACGUUAAAAAGUGGUCUUCUCUCUCAUAAAAUUCAGUGAAAGUAAAACAAAUAACUUUACCACUGAACCCAAGUGUUUAUUUAAAUGUCAACAGUACUUCUAAGAACGUUGCCUGUCACCUUGGUCUUUGGUCUUGGACAAAUAAAACUGCCUUUCCAGAGAACCAAACAUCAGAGAUACUAAACCAAAUAGUGGUUAAAAUUCCAAAGGAAGUAAUGUAGUAGUAUUACUCAUAAUGGGAUUAGCAUAUUUUAGACAUUCACUUUAAACACUACCUCAGUUAAUAUAGAAUAUAAAAUUCUGUGGUUUAAUCUCUCAAAAGUCAAUAAUUCUUUUCUUGUCACAGACAGCCCUCCAUCCUUGUACCCCACCUGUCAUUCAUCCUAAAGAAGGCUGUUACUAUUAGCCUGAACAGGUUUUGUUAUUGUUGCUGUUGUUGUUUGACUGUUACUUUGAAAGACAUGUAUGUCAUCAUACCUGCCUGUAGCACUUACUAUUGGAAGAUACUCAGCCUUGUCAAUAUACUCAGAAAUCUGUGUUUAAAUUUAUAGUGCUAUUUGGUUUAUCUAUAUUUUUACUGACAGGUCUAAUAUGUUUUCUUUAAGUAUUUGCUUGUACAAAAGUAGAUGUUUAUGAUGAAAACUACACGCAGUGCCAAGUGAUUAACUUAGGUGUUUAAGAAUAUUAAAUUAUAGCAGAAAAGUCUUAAGAAUGGUGUCAGUAAUAAUAGAAAUAAUCAAGAAAGUUAUCUAUAAAUAAUAGAUAUUCCCACACUAUAGAACACCAAAAUAAUGUCAAUACUGUAUGUUUUUUAAAGAUUUUAGGAUUAAUCUUAGUCCAUAUAAAUUUCUAUCACUUGAUAAUUACUGAAUAAUUUGGAGGAAUUGGAACAGUUAUACUAGUUGUAAACUGAAUUUCUAAUUGUAAAGUGAAUUAUCAUUUCUAAUUGAACUUUUUUCAAAAAUAGAUUUCAAUUUCACAUACUAAGAAAAUACUGAUAAUGAAAUUAGAAAUUUAGUAUUCAUAAUUGAAUAUACUCUUAAAAUUUCUCACAUGUUUAUCCCAUUUGUGCUUAGGUAAGUUGGGGAGUAGAAAGUAGGAAGUGUGUUCUCCCUAAUUAACAUUUUUCUGAUAAAGAUUAGUAGCAUAAGGACAUUUUGUAAGACAAUAAUGUUAAAAGAGGUUAUUUAGAAAUCUAUACAUUAUUGGUAUAAUAAUGCAUAGAAAACUCCUUCAGAAAUCGUGGCUUUAAUAGUUUCCAGCUCUUCUGCCUAGAGCUUGAGAUGAUUAAAGGUGAGUUUUUCAAGGCAUGGCUCAGUGGCAGAGUUUUCAACAGUGAGAUGUCAGUGCUUAUUUAGAUUUGUCUGCUGCUAUUUAAACAAAUUUUUGUUUCAUUCCAUUUAGAGGAUGCCUUUUGUCCCCAUAUGAAAGCACAGAUCACAAGCAAUAAAAAAAACUGUAUGUCAUUCACAUUAAAACUGCAAUUAUUUUUGCGUGGUAAGAGUGAGGUGCUAAUUUUGUGUGAAAAGAACUUGUAAAUUGAUUUGGGAAAUGUUCUUUGGAAGUAAGGGUUUUGUGUUAUUUUGGUUUUUCCCCCAAACUUUGUCUGUGCUUCCAUUUUUCUCUCAGAUUAGCAGUCAACUAAAUGGGAAAUCAAAGAGGAGAAUUACUACAGAGACCUUUAAGAAGAAGUAUUAGAAAUGAAUGACCAUUUCAGAUUUUCUAAAAUAUAGUUGGUAAAGGUCCUUAUGUCUUUUUAUUUGUAAAAUACCUUGUUGCCAUCUUAAUUUCAAGAAUGUCACUACAAUGAGAAUUUUAUCAGAAAACAACAGUGAAAUUAAUAGCAGUGCUUAUCGAAGAACAGUGGAAUCUCUAAGAUUUCAGAAUCUUUCCAGAAAAGUUCUUUUUUCUUUUAGUUCUAGGUUCCCUGUUUCAUUCAUAGUAGGUUUAGAUAAUUCAUAGAAUAUGGAAUUUUCCCCCAUUGGAAUAUUUUUUACAAUUAAGUUUAUAACUAUUCCACGGCAUGCAUAAAUUGCACAUAUUGUUUGAUGUUCUUUAUAAAAUACUUAAUUUGAAAAUUAUAAUUAAUGCCAAAAAAAAUCUUACUUUUUUGCCACUUAACCAGGUUGAUUUAGCACAAAAUGCAAAAUCUUGGGGCAAGAGGCGGGGAGUGAAGAAAAGUUGAUGGAUGAUUGUUGAAAUAUGUUCCAUUUACUGACCUGUCAGAAACCCUUAGAAUGCAUUGUAAAAAAAAUGGGUGUAAAUUAGUUUUGAAAAAUAGUAAGAGGUUGUGAAAAAAAUCUCAGACUUUAAUGUUCUGUAACCACAUGAUUUCUCUUUUUAUUUAGUAAUACGCUGCUACAUAUUUGGAGGUUCUGGUGUUUGUAGGUCACUGAACAGACAUUGAAAUCUGAUUUAUAUUGUAUAACUGUAACAUAGAAACAAAAAGUAUUUAUAUAUUUUCCGUAAGAAUAUUUCAUUGAGUUGUGUAUAAUUUAAAUAAGAUUUGUCCCCAAAUGUUUUUGCUCACCCUGAUUUUUUUGUUGUGGUUUUCUUGUUUUUGUAUAAUGUGUACAGUUUAUGUCAAGGGCAUUAAAAGCCUCCUGAAACAUAAUCUUAUCAAAGGGAUACAUUGUUAAUAAAAUGUACUUAAAAUUUCUAAA
Molecule: messenger RNA, 9560 nt
Organism: Dipodomys spectabilis (banner-tailed kangaroo rat)
Lineage: Eukaryota; Metazoa; Chordata; Mammalia; Rodentia; Heteromyidae
Gene: Rictor
Product: RPTOR independent companion of MTOR complex 2
Exons: 39
Coding region: 23-5221 (1732 amino acids)
Biological process (GO): TORC2 signaling; positive regulation of phosphatidylinositol 3-kinase/protein kinase B signal transduction
Cellular component (GO): TORC2 complex
Molecular function (GO): protein serine/threonine kinase activator activity
Source: RefSeq, a predicted model, not a curated record